This is a messenger RNA of Trichomonas vaginalis G3, 717 nucleotides long. Its product is annotated as glycine-rich protein family. NCBI's taxonomy places the organism in Eukaryota, Parabasalia, Trichomonadida, Trichomonadidae. The transcript has a single exon. Bases 1 to 717 code for a protein of 238 amino acids. The record is from RefSeq and is a predicted model, not a curated record.
AUGUUCAUCAGAUAUCGAGGAAAAGUACUUUACAAUUUGAGACCGUCAAAAAAUUCUGAAGUUUACUUACAGACCACAGCUUUAAUGUUUUUCUCGUUUGGUCUCCCUAUUUUCAUAUCUAUUUAUAAUUACAAUUUCACGGGUAAGUCUAUCCGACAAAUCCUCCCUAUUGGGAAAUAUAAACUUCAGGUUUGGGGUGCCCAAGGCGGUGGAGAUAGAGGUGGAAGGGGUGGUUAUUCUGAAGGCAUUUUAGAUCUUAGAAGUGAAACCAAUGUAUAUAUAAACGUUGGUGGCCCAGGAUAUGCUGCUAGAAAUGAAAUAGCAUUAGGUGGUUUCAAUGGAGGAGGAUCCACAGAAUCUAAUUCUGAAUAUGGCAGAAUUGGAUGUUCAGGUGGAGGAGGAACGGAUAUUAGGGUGAUUGAAAAUGAUCCAACGAAAAGAAUAAUUGUGGCUGGUGGCGGUGGUGGUCAAGGAUUUGAUACAUCUCAUCGCAAUAUCGAAAUCGGUGGAUAUGGCGGUGGCAUAAAAGGGGGCAAACCAAAAUAUCAAUCUGAAGGCUUUGCAUUUUGGAAAGGAGGAAAUGGCCCCUUGCUGGCGGAGGAGGUGGCUGGUAUGGUGGUUAUGGACAACAAUAUAUUCCUGAUGGAGCUGGUGGAGGUAGUGGAUUUGUUUACAACGAAUCUGCAGAAAAAUUUUCUAAUCGAGAUUAUUAUUUAA